AGAGAACUAUUUCCAAGAAUGGCAAGCCGAGCAUUUUCUUCGGUCCCUCCCUGCUGCACUUAUUGGGGGCGGGUAAAACUCCCACUCAACCCGGAACUGCGAAAACAAUCAAUUACUCUUCUAAAUUGUAAAUAUACUGUACAUCACAACAAUAUUUGGAUACGGUACGUUAACGGUAAGAUCGUCGUUCAUUACUUACAUUGAAGGAUACGAAUGCGGCUUGACUUUACAACGCGCACUUCUUCGGGAAAAGUUUGAACAGGGCUCAAACAUAAUAAGACCAUUGCCAUCAGGAUGCCUCAGCAGAAAGACAUAGUGAAGAUCGCGAUUCAAAUGCCAGGGGCCUACCCUCAACUUAUUCAGUUGGACCAGAAAAAGCCCCUUAGUGCUGUCAUUAAAGAAGUCUGUGAUCGGUGGAAUCUGCAGGGCCCAGACAACUAUGCCCUUCAGUAUGCAGACGGUGUCCAGACCUACAUCACUGAGUCUAAUCGUCUGGACAUUAAGAAUGGCAGCAUUCUACGCUUGACCAAGGCCCCUAGCCGCUGUGCUGAAGACUUGUUUAAGGGCAUACAGAGCUCAGACUCAGGAGUGCGCUGUGAUUCGCUGAAGCAGCUGGCCUCCUUGUCAACGGACGUCACGUUUGCCCAGGAAUUUAUCAAUCGUGAUGGACACUCCCUGUUGGUGAAGAUUGUGGAAGACCAUAAUGAGUCUGCUGUCAUUAUGACUCAUACUCUGAUGGGCUUCAUGGAACUGAUGGACCAUGGGAUUGUAUCAUGGGAGAACCUGUCCUUAAUCUUCAUAAAGAAGAUCGCCAGCUUUGUGAAUGCGAAGGCGUUGGACGCGUCCAUCCAACAGGUCUCACUGGCCAUCCUGGAGAGCAUGGUCCAGAGCAGCAGCAGCCUCUUCCACCACAUCAUGCAGGAGGUCACCCUGGAGAGGCUCAUAUUACACCUGCAGGUGACAAACCAGCAGAUUCAGACAAAAGCCAUGGCCCUGUUGAUGGCAUUGCUCCAAACAGCUGGGGAAGAAAAAAGACGGGAGCUGUUUGAUUUCCUUGCUAAGAAAAACCUUCGCCAAUACAUUUACAAGAACAUCAUCCACAGCUCGGGUCCAGUGGGGGACGAAAUGGCCCACUACCUGUAUGUCCUGCAGUCCCUCUCCCUUAACCAGCUGGAGCCGCGCAUGAGGACGCCUCUCGACUCCUACAGUCAGGAUCAGAGGGAGAUACUGCAUGCCCUGAGACAGGCUGCAUUCGAGACGGAGAGCGAGAACAGCUUGAGUACUGAGCGCCGGCGCUCCCUCUGUGCAAAGGAGUUUAAAAAGCUGGGCUUUUCUAACAAUAGCAACCCAGGGCAGGAUCUGAACCGCACACCUCCAGGUCUCCUGGCUUUGGACACUAUGGGCUACUUUGCCUCCCGCAAUCCUGACGCUUUCAGCAGGUUUGUUCUGGAGAACAGCAGUCGGGAGGACAAGCACGAGUGUCCAUUUGCCCGCAGCAGUAUCCAGCUCACACUUAUCCUCUGCGAAAUCUUACGCAUUGGAGAACCACCGUCUGAGACGGGCUCGCACUACCACCCGGUCUUCUUCUCCCAGGACCGGCUGCUGGAUGAGCUCUUCUGCAUCUGCAUCCAGCUGCUCAACAAAACCUGGAAGGAGAUGCGGGCCACCCAGGAGGACUUUGAUAAGGUUAUGCAAGUUGUACGAGAGCAAAUUACAAGGACUCUGUCCAGUAAGCCUACCUCUCUGGAGCUGUUUAAGAAUAAAGUGAAUGCGCUCAACUACAGUGAGAUCCUUAAGCUGCGUCAGACCGAGCGACUGCACCAGGAGGAGACUCUUGCUCCCCCUGUCCUUGAGCUGAAGGAGCGUCUGAAGCCUGAACUCUUGGAGCUGAUCCGCCAGCAGAGACUCCACCGCCUUUGCCACGGCACACUGUUCCGCAAGAUCAGCAGCCGCCGGAGACAGGACAAAUUGUGGUACUGCCGCCUCUCACCCAAUCACAAAAUGCUUCACUAUGGUGAUGUGGAGGAAGAAGCAGAGAUGCCUUCUAUUGAGGCACUUCAGGAGAAGAUUCCUGUGGCUGACAUCAAAGGUUUGCUGACCGGGAAGGACUGUCCUCACAUGAAGGAGAACAAAGGCAAACAGACAAAGGAAGUGCUGGAUCUUGCAUUCAGCAUAACAUACGACGUAGAGGAGUAUAGCCUGAAUUUCAUCGCCUCAUCCAGGACCGAUUUCUGCCUGUGGACAGACGGCUUGAACGUGCUCCUGGGCCGCGACAUGAGCAGCGAGUGCAUGCGCAGUGAACUGGAGAUCCUCCUGUCCAUGGAGAUCAAGCUGCGCCUCCUGGACCUGGAGAACGUGCCCAUCCCCGAACGCGCCCCGGCCGUCCCCAACCCCCCGAGCAACUUCAACUUCUGCUACGACUUCAGCCAGGCUGAGCAGUAGCCUCACGCAGUGUACUGGUCAGUGGGUGUAAGGGGAAGGAGCUGCCUGUCCUUAUAGACCGCCUGGCUUAGUAUGAGUGAGUAGAGAUAUAGAGAGUGAAGAUACUGCUUUGGAGUCUGUGUUGCUCUUUAAGAUGAGUGGACCCACAUGUUGACAUUAACAUGCUAGACUGGAUGACACUUUGUAUAGCCAUGGUACCUGGAAAAGAGGCAUUCAUUUUGAAAGCUUGAGGUCUUGUAAUAAUUAUUUUUAUUUUCUGCUUUCUCAUCUGUCCAAAUUCUUUAUUGUUAUUUUUUUUACAUUCACGUAGUAUUGACUUGAUUAAUUGCCAUCGUUCCGCUUUCUGUAGCACUCUAAUGUUUCUGUAGCACUCUAAUGUUUCUGUAUUUCAAGUGACUCGUAGAUAGGCAGCUGUAGGCAGAGCACUUUUCACAGGUGUGGAUGGGAGAACUCUUUGUACUUGCCUUUGUUUUUUUCAGCCUAAUUUAAUUGAGUUAAUGUCACCGGUACUUGAGUAGCAAUAGCAAGUCAUUGUGAGACCUGAAACAGUGCUGAACUGGAGCACUAAAUACUGUAUGGUCACUAGCUGCUGAACUGAUAUGGUGAUCUUAGGUACUAAAUAUUCUGGGGUGUAGCCUAAGCUGCUGCUUGUAGGUUGCCCCCUAAUUUUAUAGAUAGUUUGCCUUUCUAUGCCAUGACAACUGAGCUUUGGUCUACAAGCAUGAUGAUUGAGGACAGGAUUUCAAUGAAUUCCUCUACAGUGUCUAAUGGUUGGCUGUUGUUUUUUAUUCCAAGUAGAUACAGAUAUUAGGGUAAUGCUACACAUAUGAUGCAUGUUGCUUAACUGGAUAGGUUCCAGGAACUGCUAGGUGGCCAAAAAGACCCUCUUCUUAUACUUCAGAAAAUGUAUUUUUCACUUCUAGAAAUAUUCUAUUUCUCUUUCCAAAAAGGUCCUAUAAAGUAAAGUUGGGGAAUAUUGUAGAUAUUGCGCAUUUUAAAUUGCCAUCCUCUCUUAGGAUAUCAGAGAUUGUCAAUAUGUAAAAAUGGGUAGAGAAUGUAUUUUACUUUUAUGUAACUGUGGAGAACUUACAAGAUAUUGUAUUAUAUACUGUAUGGCAAAGACCUAUUCCAGUCCUUACAUUUCAGAACCCAGAGUCUUGGCCAAAUAAUACUUGUGAUGAGUAAAUUAUGUCUGGGAGCAACUCAUGAGCACAAACAGCCCUGUGAUGCCAUUCACCACGACUGUCAUUCUUAAGUUGAAUAUCUUUUCAAUCAUGUCACACUUAAAAUGUGACAUCAGUGGCGUUAAAUUUGUACCACAGUUGUUAAACCUGGAAUAUUUUUAACAUAUUCAUUUACAAAUAGUUUUAUUUGACUUUGUAAAUCAUUGUAUAUUCUUACACUGAAAUGUUCAUUUUUACAGCUAAUAUUGGUCCCAAACAUUGGUGAUUUGUAUCAGUAUAACUUAUGGGAAAAUAGUUUCAACCUCACUUUGUCAUUUAAUCACUUAACCAUUUCUACCUACAUUAAAAUGCCUUUUUGUCGCAUUUCAAAAACAGAAUGACUUAAUCCUAAAUAGAUAAUGGAAAACAAUCGAAGCAUCUUUCACUUUUCACUUUAUGAUGUGACACUAACCUAUGUUUCUACCACUAACCUAAUUUCUACAUUGUUUAAUGUAGAAAUGAAUAUGUCCCCUUGUGUUGUGGUGCUAAUUGCUAUAACAUCUAAUGCUACACUGCAUCUUUAAGUCUACAGUGACAUGUAUGUUUUUUCUUCAUACAUUCUUUCUUUAUACAUUGAUGUUCUUUUCUUUUUAUCAUCAUUUCCCCAAGAAGGAUUGUUGAAUGUAAAUGUUGUCAGAUGUUAUUGGAAAUGUCCAGACUCCAUACACCUGCACUGUCUGAUUUUGUAUUUAUUUAGCUCUUUUUGUAAUUCAGAUUUUUGAAUUCAGUUCACUGACUAUUUGCUUUAAUGAUCAAGAAACCAUUUGAACUCCAAAUCCUAUGAAACUAGGAUACAAAAAAACUCAUAAUAAAUCUAAUCAUCUACUU
Alosa sapidissima (American shad) is the source of this 4493-nucleotide messenger RNA. It is a transcript of the gene elmo3, whose product is annotated as engulfment and cell motility 3. The coding region runs from base 295 to 2442 and encodes 715 amino acids. Lineage: Eukaryota; Metazoa; Chordata; Actinopteri; Clupeiformes; Clupeidae. Gene Ontology annotation, biological process: cell motility; actin filament organization. The transcript is spliced from 21 exons. The record is from RefSeq and is a predicted model, not a curated record.